Cloeon dipterum is the source of this 2384-nucleotide messenger RNA. RefSeq names its product ATP-dependent RNA helicase Ddx1 (gene Ddx1). Gene Ontology annotation, molecular function: RNA helicase activity; protein binding; nucleic acid binding. Bases 122 to 2305 code for a protein of 727 amino acids. The record is from RefSeq and is a predicted model, not a curated record. Lineage: Eukaryota; Metazoa; Arthropoda; Insecta; Ephemeroptera; Baetidae. The transcript is spliced from 11 exons.
ACUGCUAGGAAACACCAACACUACGCAAAAUUCAAGAAUUCUUGAAAUUUAAAACUGUUUUCUUUGCGUUUAUCAUAUAAAAACAGAACUGCGUACGGGGAUACAUAUAAUUAGAUAAGGCAUGUCAGCAUUUGAAGAAAUGGGCGUCAUGCCCGAAAUUGCCAAAGCAGUCGAGGACAUGGGUUGGAAUCUGCCGACCGAUGUCCAAGCAGAAGCCAUUCCUCUGAUUCUGGGCGGCGGCGACGUCCUGAUGGCCGCUGAGACAGGAAGCGGAAAAACGGGAGCUUUCUGCCUGCCUGUCGCCCAAAUCGUUUGGGAAACGCUGAGAGACGAGCUAGAACCCAAGAAACGAGGCCAGGUGAACAGUGCGGCCGUUCGGCGAUGGGUUUUCAGCUCCAAAGACAGAUCGGCAGAUCUGGCAGUGACGCCUGACGGCCUUAGGUGCCAGUCGCGGGACUUGAAGGUGUGGAACGGAGCCAGGGCCACCACCGGAGUGUUCGGCAAGGGGAAAUUUUACUUUGAGGCUUACGUCAUGGACGAAGGACUGUGCCGAGUUGGAUGGGCCACCGACGCCGCCUCGUAUGACUUGGGGACGGACGCUUAUGGAUUUGGCUUUGGUGGCACUGGCAGAAAGUCCAACUGCAGACAAUUCGACCCGUUCGGCUCGGCUUUUGGCAAGAGCGACGUGAUUGGCUGCUGGCUCGACUUAGACAACCAAACAAUCGGCUUCAGCAAAAACGAGACUGACUACGGCACCGCGUUUGCAAUUCCGAGGUCCUUGCAAAGGUCUACAUUCUUUCCGGCCGUCGUGCUCAAGAAUGCGGAUAUGAGCUUCAACUUGGGAGCGACUCCCUUCAGGUUCCCUAAGAGUGGCUUCCAGCCUAUUUGCCAAGCCACUAACACCAUGGAUAAUCCGCACGAAAAUGCUGUUGUCGCGCUGAAUAAGAGGGAAAACCAUGAGCCGUUGGCGCUAGUCCUUGAGCCAUCACGAGAGUUAGCAGAGCAAACCAAUAGACAGAUUCAACUUUUUACAAAGAAGCUGCAAUCGCCAAGCAUUUCCACUGUGCUGGUUACCGGAGGGAGCGCGCCCCAGAAACAGUAUGAUCAAAUUAGUAAAGGGGUGGACAUUUUAGUGGCGACGCCCGGUCGGCUGGAGGAUUUCAUCAUGAGCAACCAAGUGAGUCUGAAGCACUGCCGCUUUUUCGUGUUGGACGAGGCGGACGCGCUGCUGAAGCAGGGCCAGGCGCGCACGCUGGAAAAAAUGCACUCGCAAAUCCCAAAAAUGACGUCGGACGGGCGGCGGCUGCAGAUGAUCGUGUGCUCGGCCACCCUGCACGACUUUGAGGUGAAGAAGCUGGCCGACCGUUUGAUGCACUUCCCCAUCUGGGUCGACCUGAAGGGCGAGGACUCGGUUCCCGACACCGUCCACCACAUUGUAGUCCCAGUCGACCCCAAAGCAGACCUCACCUGGAAGAGCUGCCAAAAUCGAAUCAAAACUGAUGGCGUCCACCAGCAGAGAAGUUUGGGAAAUGUUGAAGAUGAACAGUGGUCCGAGAGCGUGAAGCUGCUGAAAGUUUUGUUCUGCGUAAACGCAAUCGAGCGGCUCAAGAUGGACCGAGCGCUGAUUUUCUGCCGGACGAAGCUGGACUGCGAUAAUCUCGAGAUAUACCUGAAAACGCUAAGCAAAAGUGCGGCUAAGGACGAUUUAGCGAAGGCGCCACCCUAUUCUUGCGUUUGUCUGCACUCGGACAGAGGUGCAGCUGAGAGAAACGCCAACCUGGAGUGUUUCAAGCAGGAAAAGGUUCGCUUUUUGAUCUGCACUGACGUCGCGUGCCGCGGAAUCGACAUCAAGGGCCUUCCCUUCAUCAUUAACAUGACACUGCCUGACGACAAGACGAACUACGUGCACCGCAUCGGCAGGGUCGGUCGAGCUGAGCGAAUGGGUCUUGCAAUCUCGCUGGUCAGCACGUGCCAGGAAAAGGUUUGGUACCACGGCCAGUGGUGCAAGAGCCACGGCAAGAAUUGCUUCGACACCAACAAGUGUUGCAUUUGGCAGAACGAAAUGCAGUACUUGUCCGACAUUGAAGAUCACCUGAAAGUGACAAUAACGCAAGUUGGCCCAGAAAUGAACGUGCCACAAGACGAGUUUGACGGAAAAGUCACGUACGGAGAUAAAAAAGUGAACCAAGGAUCUGGAUACAAAGAUCACGUGGAAUUGAUGGCACCAGCCGUGCGUGAACUCGCCCUACUGGAGAGGCAAGCGCAAAUUUUGUUCCUCAACAACCACAAAGUCAAGUGUGGGUAAAUGUUUUUGUUGUUCGAAAGGAAGGACAGUGUGAUUGGCUUUACUAAUUUACAUUAAAUUUAAGUUUGUUAGAUGAAAA